Messenger RNA from Cladocopium goreaui, 441 nucleotides. The record is from the annotation of a GenBank genome assembly. Lineage: Eukaryota; Dinophyceae; Suessiales; Symbiodiniaceae.
AUGGAUUCAAAGCACUCUGAGAGGAUCCAGCUGACUGCUGCUCAGUACAGCUUGUCGCUAUGUGAUGAUGGUGACUCGCUCUGGAUCUCAGCGACUUCGACUGCCUACACUGUGCCUUCUUUGGCUGAGCUCUUUGGGUUUGGCAGUGGUGACUAUGCCAAAGACAGCGAGGGGGCUGACGUCAUGAGUGACACAUCCGACACUGGCAGGUGGCUCUUGUACAAGUUCACUGAACCCAGUGAGAAUGUCAUCUUGGAAAAACAGCGAAAGACUCCUGAGCACUUGGAAAGCGCCAGCUUCUGGAAUCAGGUGAUGCCGCUGAACGAUCUGUUGAAGAGCUUGGAGAAUCACGGCGAAGUGAACUUGAAGCUUGCAGAGCAUGAUCUUUCCAAGAAUGACGCUGGCAACUUCAGCGUGGAGCCUGUUGGUGGGGUGUGCUAC